This is a messenger RNA of Durusdinium trenchii, 1133 nucleotides long. NCBI's taxonomy places the organism in Eukaryota, Dinophyceae, Suessiales, Symbiodiniaceae. The record is from the annotation of a GenBank genome assembly.
UGUAGGGUGGGGAUCUACGUUGAGCAUCACUACUUUACUUAUACUUGAAGCUCUUCAACGCAUGUGCGCAAUUGUUUGGAUCCUGUUGAAGCCGCUUUGGUCCCACACCUAGCAGUCAUGGAUGCCUCUAGUGCCGUGAUCCUGGUGGUACUUUGGUGCCCAGUGCACCUUUUCUUGACCAAGAAGGAUUGGGUGGCGCUGCGAGGAUGGUUGAGCUCAAUGAUGCAGGCUCCGGCUACGCACGAUGUCCUCAGAGAGAGCCGGGUUGAAGAAUGGAUGCUGAAACUUCGCGGGAGGUACUACCAGUUGUUCAGUCGCUGCUUGUCGCACAUCACUUUGAUGUUCUCCCUCUAUUUUCUUCAAGAAGCCUUGAAACGGCCAGGGCUAGGUAUCAUCAUUUGGGUCAUGUGCGGCACUGCGGCCUAUGUUCAGCACUUAGUGAUUGGAACCAAAUUGCUGGACUGUACGCCUUACAGAUUGAAGUUCUUGAGCUACAUGCUGCACGUCGUUGUGUUCCUAUUUAUUUUAGGAACAGCUGGCUCAGCCACCAGAUCGCUGUUUUCACUCCAGCAGAGCUUUGUGACUGGGACUCGUUUUUUGCUGGUCUUAACGUUCUUAGACCCGUGGGUUUCAAUCCCUUUUCAAGUGCUUUACACCACAACUCAAGUCGUCAUCCACUUGAAGGUCUUUGGAGAGCAAGGUGUAGAAGAAAUGGAGCCCUUGUGUUUCACACAAUUUGUCGUUUUCGGCAUCAGCACUGCCUCUUCUGUGUUCAUCGACAUGGCACUGCGCGGACGUAUUUAUGCGCAGUUGGAUUCCUCCGAUGCGGAGUCUUUGGUUUCCGGCUUCCGGAGGGUUUUGAGAGGUGCUUGUGAUGGCGAAGUGCUCUUGGACAACCACAUGAAUGUCGCACAAGAGAGCGAAUGCUUAAAGCAUUUGAUUCUCACCGAUGUGAGUCUGAAAGGCAGGUCCUUUCAACAUUUACUUGUUGAAGAUGAAGAUGAACAGGCUCGCUUUGGCCAGUUCAUUGAGGCCUCCACUCAGGCCUUUGGCAGGCCAGACUCCAAAGAUUCUGCAUGUCCCUCUUCCUUGAGGAUCUCUUUGCGUACAUCUGCUGGCAUUCGUGUUGGUGC